Molecule: messenger RNA, 2604 nt
Organism: Varanus komodoensis (Komodo dragon)
Lineage: Eukaryota; Metazoa; Chordata; Lepidosauria; Squamata; Varanidae
Gene: SLITRK6
Product: SLIT and NTRK like family member 6
Exons: 2
Coding region: 79-2604 (841 amino acids)
Biological process (GO): axonogenesis; regulation of presynapse assembly; positive regulation of synapse assembly
Cellular component (GO): membrane
Molecular function (GO): protein binding
Source: RefSeq, a predicted model, not a curated record
GAUAAAAAGAAGCAGAUCAGCUACUCUUUGCAUUACCGAUCCUGUCAGUGGGUGUAGCUGCUGUACAGAAGCUGUUGGAUGACCAUGAAGCUCUGGAUAAUUACGUUAAGUUUGAUGGGGGUUACUUGUGAUGUACUACAGUUUGAACCAUCUUUUCCUUCGGCCAUUGGUUCUUGUAAGAUGCUGUGUUCUUGUGAAGAAAAGGAUGGUACCUUUAUUAUAAACUGUGAAGAAAGGGGCAUCAAGGAGGUGUCUCAAGUACAUGUUCCACCAUCCCGGCCUUUCCACCUAAGUCUUCUAAACAACAGUUUGACCAUGUUACAUAUGAAUGAUUUCUCCACCUUUAUCAAUGCUCUCUCUCUCCACCUUGGAUUUAACUAUAUUGUAGAUAUUGAACCAGGAGCAUUUAAUGGGCUAAGUCUCCUGAAGCAGCUGCAUAUCAAUCACAACUCCUUAGAAAUACUUAAAGAGGACACAUUUCAUGGGCUGGAGAACUUGGAAUUCCUUCAAGCAGACAACAAUUUCAUCACUAUAAUUGACUCAAGUGCCUUCAGCAAACUCAACAGGCUUAAGGUGCUCAUUUUAAAUGAUAAUGCCAUUGAGUCCCUUCCUCCCAAUGUAUUCCGCUUUGUGCCAUUAACUCAUUUGGAUCUUCGUGGAAAUCAGCUGCAAACUCUACCUUAUGUUGGCUUUUUAGAGCAUAUUGGUAGAAUUCUAGACCUUCAACUGGAAGAUAACAAAUGGCUCUGUAAUUGUGACCUACUGGAGUUGAAGAGUUGGUUAGAAAAUAUGCCUCCCCAGUCUAUAAUUGGUGAUGUAGUAUGCCAUGGCCCUCCCAUGUUGAAAGGCAACAUUUUAAGCAGAUUAAAAAAGGAAUCACUCUGCCCCACUCACCCUACAAAUGACCUUGAUUCCCCAUCAGGGUCAUUGCCAUUGGUGGUCACUACAUCAGUGAGUAGUAGUCACUAUUCAACCAAGGUGAUACCUAUAUUUAAAGCUCCUACCAAGGAAUCUAGUUUAAUUCUUCAUGUAACCAAACCGGCUACUCUACUUCCUGGAAUAUAUUGUCCUGUUCCCUGCCAGUGUACUACUCUUAUCAUAUCAGGUAUUUUGAUGCAAUGCAUGGAACAAAACAUUGAGAGCCUUUCAGAUUUAGGGCCUCCCCCUCCAAAUCCCAGAAAGCUUAUUCUGGCAGGAAAUAUAAUUCAGACAUUGAUGAAAUCAGAUCUUGUGGACUAUGGUACUCUGGAAAUGCUUCACUUGGGAAACAAUCGUAUUGAAGUCCUAGAAGAAGGAUCUUUUAUAAAUCUUACCAGAUUGCAGAAAUUAUAUCUCAAUGGCAAUCAUAUCACCAAGCUGAAUCGCAAUUUGUUUUUAGGCCUACAUCAUCUUGAAUAUUUGUAUCUUGAAUAUAAUGCCAUCAAGGAGGUCUUACCAGGAACAUUUAGUCCAAUGCCUAAACUCAAAGUCCUCUUCUUAAAUAACAACUUUCUUCAGACUUUGCCACCCCAUAUUUUUUCUGGAGUUCCUCUAGCCAGGCUUAAUCUGAAAGCCAACCAAUUUUCACAUUUACCCAUAGGGAAUGUCUUAGAUGAUCUGGAUCUACUGAUACAAAUUGAGCUGGAAGACAACCCUUGGGAUUGUACUUGUGACUCAGUUGGGCUGCAACAAUGGAUACAAAAGCUGAAUAGAAAUGCAAUGACAGGUGAAAUUUUAUGUACUUCUCCAAGGCAGUUAGCUAAAAAGGAACUGAGAACUCUGAGUAGUGACAUGUUGUGUCCGGGCUUAAUAAACAGCCCUGCCCUCCCAACUCAUGCCAGCUUCAUGAUAGUCACAACAUCACCCACCACUGCCAGCACAGCAGACACCAUUCUGCGAUCACUCACCGAUGCGAUCCCUCUUUCUGUUUUAAUUCUGGGGCUUUUGAUUGUGCUUAUAAUUAUCAUUUUUUGUGCAGCUGGCAUUGUUGUCCUUGUUCUGCAUCGAAGGAGAAGAUACAGAAAGAAGCAGGCAGAUGAACAGAUGCGGGACAACAGUCCAGUGCAGCUUCAGUACAGCAUGUAUGGUCACAAAACAACACACCACACCACAGAGCACCCAGCUCUCUCCUUGUAUGAACAGCGUAUGAUCACCCCCAUGGUUCAAGUGUAUCGAAGUCCAUCUUUCAGCCCCAAAUUUUCAGACCAUCAAGAGGAGAGAAACAAGGAUGGAAAUGAUUCCAAACAUCUUCACAAAAGUCUCUUAGAAAGGGAACAUUCCUCCCCUCUGACAGGGUCAAAUGUCAAAUACAAAGCCACAGACCAAUCAGCAGAGUUCCUUUCCUUUCAGGAUGCAAGCUCUUUGUACAGGAACAUUCUUGAGAAAGAAAGAGAGCUUCAGCAACUAGGGAUAACUGAGUAUCUACGGAAAAACAUUGCCCAGCUACAUCCUGAUAUGGAUGUACAUUAUCCAGGAGCUCAUGAAGAGCUAAAGCUGAUGGAGACACUCAUGUACUCCAGACCAAGAAAGGUUUUAUUAGAACAAACUAAAAAUGAAUAUUUUGAGCUUAAAGCCAACCUGCAUGCAGAACCUGAUUACCUGGAGGUCUUGGAACAGCAAACAUAA